AUGGCUAAAUUACCUAUUUACAAGAAAAUAACAUACUUCAUUGUGAUUUGGCAGCCAGAAAUUAAAAUAUUCGACUUUGGAACCUCUCGAAUGUUGCCAGAUGGGCAAGAGUUUAUUAAUACAAUAAAAGGAGAAAGACUUGCAUUUAAAUAUCUAGCUCCAGAAACAAUCCACAAAAAAAUUCUUUCAAAAAACGGAUGUGUGGAGUUUUGGAGUACUAUGUUUUGA
Meloidogyne enterolobii is the source of this 228-nucleotide messenger RNA. Lineage: Eukaryota; Metazoa; Nematoda; Chromadorea; Rhabditida; Meloidogynidae. The record is from the annotation of a GenBank genome assembly.